CUGUUGACGCUACUUAGUAGUAUAUCACGUCAACACGCAGGUAUGUACACACAUACGACGAGAUCGAAACCAUGGAGAUUGUCGAUGGCGCUUCACCGCCGUUGCAUCCAUGGAGCUUGCUGCUCUACGCGCUCGGCGCAUUGGCGGCGCUGUGGUGGGCGUGGCGGGCUCUCGACCGGUUCUGGCUCCGCCCGCGGCGGCUGGGCCGGGCGCUGCGGUCCCAGGGCCUCCGCGGCACCGACUACCGCUUCCCGUCCGGCUACCUGAAGGAGUUCGCGCGGCUGCUCGCCGCCGCCCUCGCCGCGCCCAUGCCGCCGCUGUCGCACGACGUCGCCUCGCGAGCGCUUCCGUUCGAACUCGCCGCCAUCAAGCAGCACGGCAAUGUUUGCGUGACUUGGUUCGGCCCGGAGGUGCGAGUGAUCGUGAGUGAUCCUAAACUUUUCCGAGAGAUUUUAGCGAACAAGAACGGGCGGUUCGGGAAGCAGAAGUCCAUUCUUUGGGUCCAGAAUUUGUUGGCAGAUGGGCUGACGAGCCACCAAGGCGAGAAAUGGGUCGCUCACCGGAGGAUAAUGAACCACGCCUUCCAUCUCGAGAAGCUGAAGAGGAUGUUGCCGGCGUUUGCAGCAUGUUCCAGCGAGCUGAUAAGCAGAUGGCAGGAUUCUGUGGGAGCUGAUGGUGCGCAGGAGAUCGAUGUCUGGCCGGAGUUCCAGAAUCUCACGGGGGAUGUCAUCUCCCGGUCGGCGUUCGGCAGCAGCUUCAGUGAAGGGAGGAGGAUCUUCCAGUUGCAGUCAGAGCAGGCACGAAACGUUAUGAAGAUGGCAAAAGCUUUGUAUUUCCCAGGUUACAGGUUUCUGCCUACAGAGCUCAACAGAAGGACGAAAGCAAACGCACGCGAGGUCAGAGAGCUUCUGAAAGGCAUAAUCACCAAGAGGGAGAGCGCGAUGAAGGAUGGCCAUGCGGUUAACGAUGAUCUGCUUGGAUUGCUAUUGGAGACCAACAUCAAGGAGAGCCAAGAAGCUGGAAGCUCCAAGCCAACCAUGACCACGAAGGACAUCAUCGAGGAGCUGAAGCUGCUCUACUUUGCAGGAUCGGAUACAACCGCGGUGUUGCUCACAUGGACAAUGGUCCUCCUAAGCAUGCACCCCGAGUGGCAGGACCGUGCCAGGGAGGAGGUGCUGCGCGUUUUCGGAAAGAACAGUCCAGAUUUCGAGGGCAUAAACCAUCUCAAAGUCGUGACCAUGAUAUUACACGAGGUUCUUAGGCUGUAUCCACCGAUCCUGCUGCUUGGCCGAGAGGCAUACGAAGAGACCGAGCUCGGAGGGGUCACGUAUCCACCGGGGGUGACAUUCGCGUUGCCGAUCGCGGGCAUCCACCACGAUCCAGACGUGUGGGGAGAAGACGUCGGCGAGUUCAAGCCGGAGAGGUUCGCGGAGGGCGUCUCCAGGGCGUCCAAGGACUCACCGGCGUUGGUUCCCUUCAGUUGGGGGCCACGGAUCUGUGUCGGCCAGAACUUCGCGUUGCUGGAGGCCAAGAUGGCGCUGAGCAUGAUCCUGCAACGGUUCUCGUUCGGGCUGUCUCCGUCCUACACGCACGCACCGUUCCCAAUCCCCACGCUCCAGCCACAGCAUGGGGCACAGAUUAAGCUUACUAAACUCUGAUCAUUUUAAGUAGCACUAGAUUAUCAAGCAUGUCGGCGGUUGAGCGGAGCCUGGCUCGAUCUGCUGCAGCCUCUGCUUUUCUGUUUUACUGUUUAGGAUGUUCUCAUAAAGUCUGAAGAAAGAAAAGGCGACGAUGUUGUGAUCAACUGGGAACUAUGCCGAUCGGAAAUUUUAAGGGAAUAAAUGAAACAUGUA
Messenger RNA from Oryza sativa Japonica Group (Japanese rice), 1853 nucleotides. Its product is annotated as cytochrome P450 CYP72A616. Gene Ontology annotation, molecular function: monooxygenase activity; iron ion binding; oxidoreductase activity, acting on paired donors, with incorporation or reduction of molecular oxygen. The record is from RefSeq and is a predicted model, not a curated record. Lineage: Eukaryota; Viridiplantae; Streptophyta; Magnoliopsida; Poales; Poaceae.